AAACUGCUGACACCAAAUGGUAGCGGACAGUGGACAGUGGACACUUUGACACCAAAUGGCGGACAGAGCCCAUUGCCAGAAUCAAACAAGAGAGUGAGAGGUGAAGUUCAUUGGAAACGACGGCGGUAGUGGACUUUGACAUCACCCAUCGGAAGCCGGAGCUCCGGUUACUAGGAUAGGGAGACGGGGUAUAAGAAGAUGAUGAAGCAAGUGAAGAGCAAGAUAUUGGUAAUCGGAGUAACUGGCCGCCUAGGUUUUGAGCUUGCUAACGCCAGCAUCAAAUCAUCUCAUCCUACAUUUGGUCUAGUUAGAGAUUCAGCGUAUUCCGAUCCCCAAAAAUCCCAAAAACUUCUUUUACUUUCCAACUCCGGCGUCACUCUUCUAAAGGGUUCAUUGCAAGAUGAAGAAACCCUUAUUCAAGCAAUCAGGCUAGUUGAUAUUGUAAUUUGUGCGGUUUCUUCAAAGCAAGUGCUGGACCAAAAGUUUCUUCUUCUUGCUAUAAAAAAAGCUGGUUGCUGCAAGAGGUUCAUCCCUUCGGAGUUUGGGAUGGAUCCUAACAAAACACGGUUAUCUAACAUGGACAACAACUUCUAUUCAAACAAAGCUGAGAUUAGACGCCUUGUAGAAGCUGAAGGCAUUCCUUUCACCUCCAUCUGCUGCAACUUCUUCACAAGUUAUUUGUUGCCCUCUCUUAUUCAGCCCGGUCUGAGAACCCCUCCACGAGACAAAGUCAGAAUAUUUGGAGAUGGAACGGCCAAAGGUAUCUUUGUAAAAGAAAGUGAUGUGGCAGCUUUUACCAUCAAUACAGUGGAUGAUCCGCGAACUUUGAACAAAGUGAUAUACCUUAGACCUGCAGGAAAUGUCUGUUCUAUGAACGAGUUGGUUGAGGUAUGGGAGUCAAAGAUUGAUAAGAAACUGGAGAAGGAAUAUGUAUCAGAAGAGGAACUCCUACUAAAAAUAAGAGAAACUCCCUACCCAGACAAUAUGGAGAUGGUUUUCAUAUACUCUGCAUUUGUCAAAGGUGACCAGACCUAUUUUGAUGUUGAAACGGCUGGUGGAUUGGAAGGGACACAACUAUAUCCCCAUAUAAAAUAUACCACCAUAAGUGAGUUUCUUGAUAUGCUGUUGUGAAAUUAUAUAUAAAUUUUGCACUUCUCUUUGUGCUAUGAUUGCAUAAAUAUCAUCAGUCUUUGUAUGACCAAUAUUUAAGUAUAUGAUGAUGUCUUAAUAAUCUUCACUUUAGAGGGGCAUUGGUUGUUUACUUAUUUUGAGUUCACAAUUGUUUAGGAUUAGUAUGUAGCCCCAAGUUUCCCUAUAAUAAUACAAGUAAUUUUCUAGCCAUGUGAGCGUCGUAAUACACUUUCCCUUCGACU
Molecule: messenger RNA, 1373 nt
Organism: Cuscuta epithymum
Lineage: Eukaryota; Viridiplantae; Streptophyta; Magnoliopsida; Solanales; Convolvulaceae
Source: the annotation of a GenBank genome assembly